Messenger RNA from Priapulus caudatus, 3904 nucleotides. Its product is annotated as protein F37C4.5-like. The transcript has 14 exons. Lineage: Eukaryota; Metazoa; Priapulida; Priapulimorpha; Priapulimorphida; Priapulidae. The record is from RefSeq and is a predicted model, not a curated record. The coding region runs from base 87 to 1787 and encodes 566 amino acids.
UGUUGUGAGUCUAUUGUUUCCUCGUCCGGGUUUUGGUCGAAGUGUUGACAGUAAAGUCUAAUAAUUUGUAGCGCUAACACGUAACAAUGCCGACAAAUCCAGUAUUUGAUGUGGCAAAGUGCCCGUUGAAUAGCGUUGUUGUCUAUCAGGAUCGCGCUGAGGUUUGCAGGGUUGUAAAGGCCACGUUAAAGACCGGUAGCAACGAAGUGGUCGUGAAAAACUUCUCAGCCGGCGUUGACAAGGAUUCGUUUCGCGUUGAAGGCAAGGGUGCUGCUGUUAUCAAUGAGGUGACAUACAAGGAAGAGCGCGUGACAGAUCAAGACAGUGACACCGAUGAAAAGAUCAAGACUAGUAGAGAGACCAUAAGACAGCUCGAGAAGACCCUUCAGUCUCAACAGCAACGGGAGCAGCGGCUUGUUUCGCAGAAGGAAUCUCUGAAUGCACUUCUUACCACCGUCACAAAAGCCGAGAGCAAGAAAGGACAGCAGUGGGUCGGGGAUGAGGCAUGGAUCGGAGGGAUCGAAUCCUUCCUACGGAUGUAUGAUGAGAAGAUGUCACAGCUUGACUCACAGCUGGAAGAGGUUACUGAGCAUGUAAAUGACACGAAAGAAAAAUUGGAGGUGGAACGUCAGAAUUUGAACACUAAGUGUCAUGGCGAUUACUCUUUCUCCAGGGAGGUGUUGGUGCUCCUGGAAGCAACUGAGGACACUGAGGUAGAGUUGCAUGUGUCCUAUGUUGUCUUCGGUGCUUCUUGGACCCCCAAAUAUGAUGUCCGCGUCUUUACCACCGACAGCAAGCUAAAGCUGACGUACUAUGGCGUGAUAACUCAGUCUACGGAGGAAGACUGGACAGAUGCGAAGCUGUCGCUUUCCACAGCCAUGCCCAGUGUCGGGGGAUCCGUGGACCCAUUAGAAACGCACGAACUUCGCUUGUACAGUCCCCCGCCAGCACCGCCACGAAAGCGAUUCAGCGUGAUUCCUACUUUCGGAUCUUCUGUUGAACGCUCAAGUCUGAGUGUUGUUAAAGUCAUUGAGAAGAAAAUCGAGAGAGAAAGGGACAGGAGGCAGUUACAGCAAGAGUUGGAAGUGGCUAGUGCAGAGGUAACAGAGGGUGUGACCAGCACUACAUUUGAAAUUGCUAGACCGUCAACUAUCCCAUGUGACAACACCGGGCACAAGGUUACAAUUGGACUGAUUGACCUUGAGCCGACAUUUGAGUACGUGUGCAUACCUAAGCAUUCGCCACACGCAUUCUACAAGGCUAGAGUGAAGAACACCUCGGUCUAUGCAUUGCUGGCAGGGCCAAGCAACAUCUUCCUGGAUAACAAUUUCAUCGCAAAGUCACAACUGAAGUCAGUGAGUCCUUCUGAGGAAUUCACCUGCUUCCUGGGAGUGGAUCCAGCGAUUAGAAUCACUUAUCCUCCUGAACACAAGUUCCAUGCUAAACAUGGUGUCUUCACCAAGGUGUCGCACGUGACCCAUCAGCAGGACGUUACUGUGAAGAAUACGCGUGAGCAAGCGAUCAACAUCACAGUGGAAGAGCAGCUGCCGCGCAGUGUCGAGGAAAAAAUAAAGGUGACACUACUAGAGCCAGUGCUUCCCAGGGAAAACAGGAAGGCAGAGGAUACCAAACCACCAGUGAGGCAAAACAAAAACAACAAUAUUGAGUGGGAGAGAACAGUUAAGCCCGGAGAAGCUGAAACCUUUACACUGAAGUAUGCUGUGGAGUAUCCAGCAGCUAGUAAGCUGGACUCUGUAUUCCACACCGCAGAAUUCGGAGAUGACUAAGUACGAAAAUAAAGCAGACUUUAAAUCAGACCUGCUAAUAAACAAAAUAUGAAUAAAAUAAAAAAAAUCAAUUAGAUCUGCAAGCUAUAGCUUAUUGUUCUGCUCAUAGCUUAUUGAUCUGCUCAUAGCUCAUUGAUCUGCUCUUAGCUCAUUGAUCUGCAUGGAAUGAUUGACAUGUAGAGUUUGUCAAUCAGAAUAGUGAUUAGGGCAUUCCAAAAACGUUGCUUCGCAAGAAACGUUCCACAAUGUUAACAAUGUGGGUAUGAACAUGAAAAAAACACGUAUAAACAUUAUUUAAGAGUCUCAUGGUUAUCUUGCUUAGAAUGGCAGGUCAAUUGCUGUCUUACCUUGUGUCUCUUGUACAUCUGGUAUUCGCUUUAAAAUUACAUGAAGUGUAAUGUGUAUUACACUUGUAAUUACAGUUGUAAUACUCAUUAAUAGUGUUUAUUGCAAUUGUAAUAUACAAUUGUUAUUACACACUGCUAACUAAGGUGUGAAAUAAUUGAUAUUAUAUUUUUGGUUUGUCAUGAAAUUCUACCAUAAUUUAAAGUUUUGCAAUGUUUUAUUAUGCCAGUAUUUCGUAGUCUAUAUAGCUAUAGCACCAACUAAAUAGUAUUAUGCUUGCAAAAUAGGACAACAUUGGAAAGUUGCCUAAAAUGUAUUGCAAAUUUAGUAUUAUGCCGAAUAAGUAUUGGGGAAAUCAUAUUCUGUCUAACAAGCAGAAAUACAGCAAAACUAGUCUACUAUUUAACAACUAUAGUAGGACUGUUUGUUGGCAAAUACUACUAUUUACAUUUAUUGUUUAACAUAUGUAUUCGAACUGGUUUGAAUUGUAAUAAUGCAAGUAUAAGGAAAUAGUGUAGCAAGCAAUCUUUGCACAUUUAGUGUUGAACUUAGAACAUAUGGCAAUAUUUGUGUUCUGCCCACCGAGUAUUGAAAAAUAGACGUUGUGCAUAGCACGCAUGUCAAAAUUUACAUUGUCUGUGUCUAGCAAACGUUACCAAAAUUGGUACAUAAAAAACAUAAAAUUGUUAUAUUGUGCUGCGAGCGUGACAGUGUAUAUUGUGUCGAGCAACUAUGAAAAUGUUGUAUCAAUCAACUUUGACAAAAUUUGUAGUGCGCCUAGUACUUAGCCAGUAUGACACCAUUUAUAUCAUGUUUAGUAAGCAUAGAACAAUUAUAUUGUGACAAGCGCUCAGAUGUGGCAAAAUUGGUAUUGUUCAAGUUUGAGAAAAUUCCCUUUGCAAUAGGGAAAGUGAAUUAAACCGGAAAAGGAGAACGUAAAUCUUAAUGUACCCAACAAGAAUAUAAACAUUUAUCUUGCCUUUAACGAGCGUGGCAACAGUUGUGUUAUUCCUAACAAGUAUGACAGUGUUAGUAUUGUGUGUAGAAAUGCGGUGUAACUGGUGUAUUCGCAUCGAAACUGUGGCAGACAUGGUAUUCGUGAUGACCUUGAUCGGUAUAAUCGUAUAUUCAUCAAUAUGCUAAUAGAGCGCAAGGCCAAGUGCUAAUAGCUGUGCUUUGGAACAAUUAGAUUGAUAGCAAGCGAGCGUUCUCAUGGUUGUGGGGUGUCUUCUUGAAAUUUCAGGGUACCUAAUUUGUGAUUGCAUAUUCGUUUACCUCGGCUGGUUCUGUAGGUUAGGAACCUUCUCUAUAAAUCAGGGAGAAAAAUUAGGGAGUUUAGAAAAAUCUAUAUUUAUACACCGCUAGAAAGCGAAAUUAUUUUCAUUUAUUUUCAUUAAAGUCCAAUAAACCAAACCGGUUAGUUUUUUUUUCUAAAAACAAAAAACAAACGCGUGAUUCUUCCUAAACUAUUGCCAGCUUCGAAGGUGAAAUAUUGUGGUAUUGCUAUAUUUAAGAUCUAGCGGCAUAUUAUUUUAGUAGCUAUGCACAGAAGUACUAUUAUCGCAUUCUACUAUGCGCUUCAUUUCAUCUUCGUCAGCCUGAUCGAUUUCUUGUGGGUUUAUUGGAUUUUUACAGAUGUGUGCAUGUGUGGUUGCUAGCUAGGUGUUCAAUAGCUAUUGUUCUAAGUGUGCGUGCAUGUGCGUACGUCGGAUGAAUAUUCAACUCUUAUUUCACAAUCUAUAGUGUUACUAAAAUUUUGACAGGAUUAUGAA